AUGGCAGCCAUAUGCUCAAGAUUUAUAUCCAGUGCCCAGAUUGUGCUAUUUGUUCUUCUUGGAAUUGCCUCUGGUAGCACCCCGACAGCAAGGUUUAAUGACGAGAUUCAGACGACCCCAAUAGUGCUGUAUCAGUGCUACCGAAACGGCACAACCGUAGAGCCCGAAAAUGCUGUCAACUACACGGUACUUUUUGACGGAACCUCGCCGAAUGAUACUGACUCCAAAGGAGACGUGUGGUUUGCCAUCAACGGUACUAAAGACAGCUACACAGAACUCACAUUCACGGCGAAGUAUGAGAGCCAGACCGAUUUGAUCAUUCUCGUUGCCGCCGGUUCAACAACUGAGGAAAAAAUAUACCUUUCGGCUGACCCAUUCCGUGGAAAGGGAUACUUCGUGAACGAAAUGUUUGGCGGAAAACCCGCCAGCAAGAUCUACGACGCCGAUAAGAGCUGCGUGAACGCGGCUGCGAACCUGCGGGAAGCGUGUCCCGACGGUUGUGGCAUGAGAUUUGUUCGAGACAUCGGCAGAGUGUCGGGAGGGUCGAAGAGUGGCAUCGCAGUUAUCCUCGAAAAAUUAUGUCGUUAUUUUCCUUUCGUUCCGAUAAUUUGCGCGAAGAAAAGGGAAGCUAUUCUUUUUUGA
Messenger RNA from Ixodes scapularis (black-legged tick), 642 nucleotides. RefSeq lists its product as uncharacterized. The record is from RefSeq and is a predicted model, not a curated record. The coding region runs from base 1 to 642 and encodes 213 amino acids. The transcript has 5 exons. Lineage: Eukaryota; Metazoa; Arthropoda; Arachnida; Ixodida; Ixodidae.